Colossoma macropomum (tambaqui) is the source of this 3108-nucleotide messenger RNA. It is a transcript of the gene cars1, whose product is annotated as cysteinyl-tRNA synthetase 1. Bases 21 to 2495 code for a protein of 824 amino acids. Gene Ontology annotation, biological process: cysteinyl-tRNA aminoacylation. The record is from RefSeq and is a predicted model, not a curated record. NCBI's taxonomy places the organism in Eukaryota, Metazoa, Chordata, Actinopteri, Characiformes, Serrasalmidae. The transcript has 23 exons. Gene Ontology annotation, cellular component: cytoplasm. Gene Ontology annotation, molecular function: ATP binding; cysteine-tRNA ligase activity.
AGAUAGAAGGCUGCAGGAAAAUGGCAGGAUCAGGAGAACAAGCCUUUGAUUAUGGCUUCUUGCUGCGCAUAAGCGAGGAUGCCCGCAGGGCCGAGGCUCUGAAUGAGUACCUGAGCAGCCGCAGUUACCUGGCCGGCUAUGGGCCCUCGCAGGCGGACGAUGAAGCCUUUGCGCUUCUUCACGGGCCCCCUCCCCAGCAGCACGUGCACGCCCUGCGCUGGUACAGACACAUAGCCGCCCUGCAGCCCCAAAUGAACGGCCAGGCCACAGACACCAGCACAAAGGGAAAGAGGGUGCAGCCUCCAUGGUCUCCCCCGGAUGGAACCGAGCUUCCGAAACUCCGACUUUACAACAGCUUAACACGGACAAAGGAGGUGUUUGUCCCACAGCAUGGGAACAGGGUGCUGUGGUACUGCUGUGGCCCCACAGUCUAUGAUGCCUCCCACAUGGGUCAUGCCAGAUCCUACAUAUCCUUUGACAUCCUUCGAAGGAUACUGAUGAACUAUUUUAAAUAUGAUGUCUUCUACUGCAUGAACAUCACCGACAUUGAUGACAAAAUCAUUAAAAGAGCCAGGCAGAAUCACCUGCUGGAGCAGUACAGAGCAAAGAAGCCCAGUGCCUCUCAGAUACUGCAGGAUGUCUUGACUGCUAGAGGGCUCUUCCAAGCCAAGCUUGCAGAGACCACAGACCCUGAUAAGAAACAGAUGCUGGAGAGACUGGACACAGCAGUGACAGCUGCACUGACUCCCCUGCAGGGGGCGAUAAAGAGUGGCACUGCAGAUGCUGCCAUUCAGAGCCAGGCACAGGUCUUGCUGGAUGAAGCCAAGGACCUUUUGUCAGAUUGGUUGGAUUCCCAGUUUGGCUGCCAAGUAACAGAAAACUCAAUAUUCUCCCUGUUGCCAAAAUACUGGGAAGAGGAAUAUCACAAAGACAUGGAUGCUCUCAAUGUUCUUCCUCCUGAUGUACUCACACGGGUCAGUGAGUAUGUUCCAGAAAUUGUGGAGUUUGUGAAGAAAAUAGUGGACAAUGGAUAUGGAUAUGAGUCAAAUGGUUCAGUGUAUUUUGACACUGCAAAGUUUGAUGCUAGCUCAGCCCAUUCAUAUGCCAAAUUGGUGCCAGAGGCAGUGGGUGAUCAGAAAGCUCUACAAGAGGGAGAAGGAGACCUGAGUAUUUCGGCAGAUCGACUGUCUGAGAAGCGUUCACAGAACGAUUUUGCCCUUUGGAAGGCAUCAAAGCCUGGGGAGCCAUCCUGGGAGUCCCCCUGGGGGAAGGGACGGCCUGGUUGGCACAUUGAGUGCUCAGCCAUGGCUGGGUCCAUAUUGGGUGAGUCUAUGGACAUUCAUGGAGGAGGAUUUGACUUGCGCUUCCCUCAUCAUGACAACGAACUGGCACAGUCUGAGGCCUACUUUGAGAAUAACCACUGGGUGCGCUAUUUCUUACACACGGGUCACCUGACAAUAGCUGGCUGCAAGAUGUCCAAAUCGCUGAAAAACUUCAUCACCAUUAAAGACGCCCUCGCCAAACACACAGCAAGGCAGCUGCGUCUGGCCUUCCUGAUGCACUCGUGGAAGGACACACUGGACUACUCCAAUAACACCAUGGAGUCGGCCAUUCAGUACGAGAAGUUCAUGAAUGAGUUCUUCCUGAAUGUUAAAGAUAUCCUGAGGACUCCUACUGACAUCACUGGUCAGUUUGAGAAGUGGGAAGCAGAAGAGAUAGAACUGAAUAAGAGUUUUUAUGAGAAGAAGAAGGCAGUUCAUGAGGCUCUGUGUGACAAUAUUGACACUCGUUCGGCGCUGGAGGAGAUUAGGGCUCUGGUGGGUCAGAGCAAUGCCUACAUGGCUGCCAGGAAAAGCGCCAAACUGCUGCCAAACCGCAUGCUGCUCCAGAGCAUCGCCCAGUUCCUGACUGACAUGUUCAGAACGUUUGGGGCAAUCGAAGGAACAGAACCCAUCGGAUUCCCUGUUGGGAAAAAUGGCCAAAACACUGAUUUGGAAAGUACAGUCAUGCCCUACUUGAAUGUGCUGUCAGACUUCAGGGAAGGUGUCAGGAAAAUCGCAAGAGAACAAAAAGUAACAGAGGUGCUACAGCUGUGCGAUGCAGUCAGGGAUGACAUCCUGCCUGAGCUAGGAGUCCGAUUGGAAGAUCAUGAAGGGCUCCGCACAGUGGUGAAGCUGGUGGACAAAGAGACUCUACUGAAAGAAAGGGAAGAAAAGAAAAAGCUGGAGGAGGAAAAGAGAAAGAAGAAGGAAGAGGCAGCCAAAAAGAAGCAGGAACAAGAGCUGGCCAAACAGGCAAAAAUGAAGAUUCCACCUAGUGAAAUGUUCCGCUCUGAACCGGACAAGUAUUCCAGCUUUGAUAACACGGGUUUCCCCACACAUGACGCAGAAGGGAAGGAAAUUAGCAAGGGACAGACCAAAAAGCUUCGCAAGCUUUACGAAGCACAAGAGAAACUGUACAACGAGUACCUCCAGUCAAACCAGAACGGAAGCUGAGAAUGCUGGGAGUUGGAGUCCGCCGGGACCUGCAAUCCGCCCAUAGUGUCUGCUCUGCUCUGCUCAUGUCAUGUUGUGGUUGUUACAUGUAAAACAACAACUUUCAGACUUCAUUUGUGGGUCCUGGUGCUAAGCUAUGGCGGUGUUCAUAGUCUUACAUACAUUAUAGGAAAGGGAGGCUGCAAUUUUGUUGUAGCUUUAUCAACAUUGCUUUGGAGAUGUUAACUGUGGUGAAAAGGUCCAAGCUUUGCUUUAAAGCUGAGAAACAGAGGAGGGAUGUGGAAAUGUGGCCAGCAUUGUAAUGUUGCAGGCCUUCAAAGGGUAUUUGAUGAUCCACAAAAAAAUUGCAAAAAAUAGUUGAAUCAGUAUUAUUAAUGUGAUAAAGGCCUGAUGGCAUCAUUAUGGGUGAGAAAUAUUAAUCAACCGCUAAUUGUGAUAAAAGGUCUCUAAAGCAAUGUUUGACAGAGAGUUACCAAUAUAACGAUGACAUACCAGCGUAAGGAUGACAGGUAUGAUUCCUUUUAUAUGAUAUUGUAAUCAUUUGUGACAAACAGACUGUAAAAACAAGACAAGGCAGUCCUGCGUUUUUAACUUGUGUGGGAAGGAAAACUCA